Molecule: messenger RNA, 1413 nt
Organism: Vicia faba (fava bean)
Lineage: Eukaryota; Viridiplantae; Streptophyta; Magnoliopsida; Fabales; Fabaceae
Source: the annotation of a GenBank genome assembly
AUGUUUUCUUGGGGCAGAAGAUUCCAACAGUCACUCAGGCAUAACAUUAGGCCGUUGUCUAGCCAAUCACAACGAUCAACAUCAUCAUCUCUAUCUUCCACAUUGAGCUCUUUUGGUGGAUCCAGAAAUGGUGGUGAUGAAAGGAUUAGAGAUUUUGAGUAUUUUCUUAGAUCAAUAACUUCUGGAGUUGUGGUUGUUGGUUCCACCUUAGGUUUUUGGUAUUGGUCCUCUUUAUCUUCUUCUGGUGCUAAUAAUAAUAAUAACUCUUUGCAUUCUUUCUCUGAUUAUGCUACUGAAGAUCAGUUUGAACCAGACUAUGGAAAUAAAUCCAAGUUCCUCUUCAAUGAUGGUUUUAGGAGAAGAGUGUUCUUCAAUUAUGAAAAACGGAUUCGCUUGCAGAGUCCACCAGAAAAGGUAUACGAGUAUUUUGCAUCAAUACGAACCACUGGGGGCGAAAUUUUUAUGACACCUGCAGAUUUGAUGCGCGCUGUUGUUCCUGUCUUUCCUCCUUCGGAAUCAAGCCGUGUUAGAGAGGGUUUUUUAAGAGGGGAGCAAAUUCCCGGCGCGUUGCAAUGUGAUCCUUCUAAAUUUUUUAUGCUCUUUGACACAAACAAUGAUGGACUCAUUUCUUUUCCAGAGUACAUAUUUUUUGUUACUCUUCUCAGCAUACCAGAAACCAGCUUUUCGGUCGCAUUUAAAAUGUUUGAUAUCGACAAUAAUGGAGAAAUAGACAGGGAAGAAUUCAAGAAAGUUAUGGCCCUGAUGCGAUCACAAAACAGACAAGGGGCGAACCACAGGGACGGACGACGCCUCGGCCUUAAAGUUUCAGUAGAAAAUGGUGGUCUCUUGGAGCAUUUUUUCGGCAAAGACGGAAUGGAUUGCCUGCAACAUGACAAGUUUGUUCAAUUCUUAAGAGAACUGCAUGAUGAGAUCUUGCAACUAGAAUUUUCACAUUAUGAUCAUAAAAAAAGAGGAACCAUUUCAGCCAAAGAUUUUGCACUGUCCUUGGUUGCAUCUGCGGAUAUCAAUCACAUAAACAAACUGCUGGAUAGAGUCGACGAAUUAGACAACAAGCCACACAUACGAGACAAAAGAAUUACGUUUGAGGAGUUUAAAGCAUUCGCAGAACUGCGAAAGAAGUUGCAGGCCUUUUCUCUGGCCAUAUUCAGUUAUGGAAAAGUUAAUGGAGUGCUGGCAAAAAAUGAUUUUCAAAGAGCAGCAUCUCAAGUUUGUGGCAUAGAUAUUACAGAUAAUGUGAUUGACAUAAUAUUUCAUGUGUUUGAUGCUAACCGUGAUGGGAUCUUAAGCUCAAACGAGUUUGUUCGAGUUAUACAAAGAAGAGAAGAGAGUUUAUCCGGUUAUGGCAUUGGGGUGCUAUCAUGUUGGUUGCACUGUUUAGCUAGUAAAUGUUAA